Messenger RNA from Anarrhichthys ocellatus (wolf-eel), 809 nucleotides. RefSeq names its product mediator complex subunit 30 (gene med30). Bases 213 to 770 code for a protein of 185 amino acids. Gene Ontology annotation, cellular component: mediator complex. NCBI's taxonomy places the organism in Eukaryota, Metazoa, Chordata, Actinopteri, Perciformes, Anarhichadidae. Gene Ontology annotation, molecular function: transcription coregulator activity. Gene Ontology annotation, biological process: positive regulation of DNA-templated transcription. The transcript has 5 exons. The record is from RefSeq and is a predicted model, not a curated record.
UUAAGCUUCACAUCGUGCCGGAAUAAUGACACGAGACACAGAAAGAUGAACCGAGAGAAAGCUGUCGUGUGUGGUGUGACUGUCCACUUAGCUUUGGUGUCCUCCACUCCACGUUUACAUGGCAUGUAAGGGUGUGCUGGUGUGGAACAGCCUGACGGGUAACUUCACCUGGACCUACGCUUCCUCCACCAGCAUCCUCACCUGCUGUGUCCAUGACAACCCCUCCGCUCGUGUCGCCUUUUGGCGGGCAGCCUCCGCCACCGCCGCCGCCGCCACAGCAGCCGCAGCAGCAGGCCCAGGCAGCACGGGAUGUCAACACGGCCUCUCUGUGUCGCAUCGGCCAGGAGACGGUCCAAGACAUUGUCCUCAGGACCAUGGAGAUCUUCCAGCUCCUCAGGAACAUGCAGCUGCCCAAUGGAGUCACUUACAACCCCAACACCCACGGGGACAGGCUGGGGAAACUACAGGAGCACCUACGGAUGCUCUCUGUGCUGUUCCGCAAGCUGCGCCUCGUCUACGACAAAUGCAACGAAAACUGCGCCGGGAUGGACACCGUGCCUCCGGAGCAACUGAUACCCUUCGUGGAUGAUGACAGCUCUAAACAUGAGGAUCGCUCAGCUGGCCAGAGCCGCCCUGCCACCGAGGAGAGGAGAGAAAUCCUGGAGGUCAACAAGAAGCUGAAGCAGAAGAACCAGCAGUUAAAGCAGAUCAUGGACCAACUCCGCAACCUCAUCUGGGAAAUCAACUCCAUGCUGGCCGUCAGGAGCUGAGCCACACACCCUCGAACACCCAUUCAUAUACCCCCCCCA